This is a messenger RNA of Anarrhichthys ocellatus (wolf-eel), 1466 nucleotides long. RefSeq names its product thiamine triphosphatase (gene thtpa). Lineage: Eukaryota; Metazoa; Chordata; Actinopteri; Perciformes; Anarhichadidae. The transcript has 3 exons. The record is from RefSeq and is a predicted model, not a curated record. Gene Ontology annotation, molecular function: thiamine triphosphate phosphatase activity; magnesium ion binding. The coding region runs from base 207 to 875 and encodes 222 amino acids. Gene Ontology annotation, biological process: thiamine metabolic process; thiamine diphosphate metabolic process; dephosphorylation.
AGUGUCAAAAAACAAAAUUCAACUUUGUUUUCUUAAUAUGGCAAAUGCCUUCGUACUCAAUAAAAAUAAGACACAUUCUUAUAUAAAACGUAAACCUUAUUAAGUUACUGACUGUAAAAGACUAAUAUCUGUCUGAAUCUUGCAGUCUUUAGCUGGAUUUGUGUGCAUACAGUAUCAUUGGUGUUGAUCUUAUUGUGUCAUUUCAGAUGAGUGUGGAAGUGGAAAGAAAAUUCGUGUGCAAUGCUGACACUCUAAAAACACUGGAGGAGAUCGGGGCAGUGUGUGUUGGUCGGUGGGAGUUUCGUGACCAGUAUUUUGACACCCCCGAGUUUGACCUGACUCUGAGAGACAUGUGGCUGCGUAAACGUAAAGCAUGCUGGGAGUUGAAGUGCCCAACGACAGUCAACGGGACGGACGAGGCCUCUGGAGGACAAUCUAAAGCGGCGGCACUGUGUUCUCGCUACAGGGAGAUAACCAAUCUGCCCAAAAUCCAACAGAGAGUGAGAGAGGUCAUGAAAGACAUUCGUGAAGACGGAGAGACCGAGGCAAGCCCCUCACAGGAGGACGAGUCCUGGCUGAGCGAAAUGAAUCUGGUGCGCUUUGCAGAUUUCACAACAGUGCGGCAGUCCUUCACGUUAGAGGAGAAGGGGGUGCAGAUAGAUCUGGACCAGGCUGACUUUGGCUACCAGGUGGGAGAGAUAGAGGUCCUGGUUCCAGACGGAGGAGACGUGCAGUCUGCCUUGGAGAAGAUCGAAAGGAUGGCUGGAAAACUGGGUCUGACUGGAGAUCAGCGAGUUGACGGGAAAAUGAAUGUUUACCUUCAAAGAAAUUACCCAGAGCACCAUGCAAAACUACUGAGGGAACAUGUUCUCUAACAUGUUAUUAGUUUCACAUGUUAUACAAACCACAUGCAACAGUUACAUUUGUGUCUGGCUAUGAAGCGUAUCAGAGGAAGUGUGAACAAUGGAAAUAAAUAGGGUGCAAUACUGUCGAUUCCCUGUUAAUGAUGAUUGUUUUGUACUGUGUUGUAUUAAAAAGACAGGCGAUUAGAAUUUAUUAGACACUCCCAGAUGGAGAAACCAUUGCUUCUUAUGCUGACUUCAGAAGCUGGAUUCUUCUUGUUUAUGAACAGAUGGUUGUGUGCAAAUGUGGCUGCUCCUGGUUUUACAUCAACAAGCGUGAUCCAAUUUGCUGCAGCUCUCACUCAGUGCUAGUUUACAUUUUAAAAUCUUUACAUUCAUGUUGAUGUCACAAAAAGCUGCACUACGAAAUGGGUUAAAGGGCUAAAAUGUCAUGUUCGGGUUAUAAAAAGAUGAAUGACUUCUCUUUCGCUCUUUGAAUUAUGGCGUAUGGUUUGAAAUGGAAUAAAGGUCAGCAAAGUGUUCAAUGCACACAUGUAUGAAUGAUAAAAUACUGUUUUGCACUGAAUUGAAAUGUCUUUUGCAGCAAAUAAAUAAAUAAAGUAA